Molecule: messenger RNA, 345 nt
Organism: Pocillopora meandrina
Lineage: Eukaryota; Metazoa; Cnidaria; Anthozoa; Scleractinia; Pocilloporidae
Source: the annotation of a GenBank genome assembly
AUGGAUGUCAUACAAAGUGAACUACACAGAGCUGCACUGGAGUGGAAUGCUCCCAGAAUUCGGCCGUCUAGCAAUGUGGAAUCUCCGUCGGAAAAGCCAGAUGUACUCUAUUUCAUUCCAGCAUCAGCAAAGAGUCAAAAUUAUAUGGCUCCAGUUGACAUCGACGAGAUUGAAAUCGCAAAGGAUACGUGUGCCGAGCAACCACAAGUGAGUGGAUGUUGUCCUUACUUUAAAGACUUCUGCGAACUAAUCAUGGAGGAUGAAGGUCUAGAACCAGCUACAACAGCAGAGGAAGCUCUCCAACUCUACGUAGAUUUACUAGACCACAUUAAUGCCCUACCAUAA